Aspergillus ochraceoroseus IBT 24754 is the source of this 243-nucleotide messenger RNA. RefSeq names its product U4/U6-U5 snRNP complex subunit LSM6. The transcript is spliced from 3 exons. Lineage: Eukaryota; Fungi; Ascomycota; Eurotiomycetes; Eurotiales; Aspergillaceae. Gene Ontology annotation, molecular function: RNA binding. The coding region runs from base 1 to 243 and encodes 80 amino acids. Gene Ontology annotation, biological process: mRNA splicing, via spliceosome; maturation of SSU-rRNA. Gene Ontology annotation, cellular component: U6 snRNP; nucleolus; U4/U6 x U5 tri-snRNP complex. The record is from RefSeq and is a predicted model, not a curated record.
AUGGAAAAUGGUGCAUUAUCUGAAGGAAAGGACCCAUCAACCUUUCUAGGUGAGAUAAUUGGAGCUUCGGUGACAGUAAAAUUGAAUUCGGGUGUUGUGUACAAGGGCGAACUCCAGUCAGUAGAUGGCUAUAUGAACAUUGCUUUGGAGAAAUCCCAAGAGUAUGUAAAUGGGCAGUCAACGCGCAGCUAUGGUGAUGCCUUCAUCCGUGGGAAUAAUGUUCUAUACAUUGCCGCAAAUUGA